Phascolarctos cinereus (koala) is the source of this 992-nucleotide messenger RNA. Its product is annotated as olfactory receptor 6C4-like. Gene Ontology annotation, biological process: G protein-coupled receptor signaling pathway. The record is from RefSeq and is a predicted model, not a curated record. Lineage: Eukaryota; Metazoa; Chordata; Mammalia; Diprotodontia; Phascolarctidae. Gene Ontology annotation, cellular component: membrane. Gene Ontology annotation, molecular function: olfactory receptor activity; G protein-coupled receptor activity.
CACCAAGAAAGCUAUGGAGGAUGCGUUGCCGCGACUUCAUUUUGUGCAGACCACCCAAGGUCACAAUGAAAAACCUCACCACAUUGACUGAGUUCAUCCUGCUGGGUCUGACAGAUGCUCCUGAAUUCCAGGUUGUGCUUUUCCUCUUUCUCUUUCUCACUUACAUGUUUAGCAUCAUUGGAAAUCUGAUCAUCAUCAUGCUCACCCUGCUGGACUCCCACCUCCAAACCCCCAUGUAUUUCUUCCUUCGGAAUUUCUCCAUCUUAGAAAUUCUCUUCACAUCUGUUUUUACUCCCAGGCUCUUGCGUAGUAUCUUAACGGGAAACAAAACCAUUAGCUUUGUUAGCUGCUUCACUCAAUACUUUUUUGCUAUAUUUCUGGGGGCCACCGAGUUUUACCUUCUGGCUGCCAUGUCCUAUGACCGCUAUAUUGCCAUCUGCAAGCCCCUACAUUACACAAUCAUCAUGAGCAGCAGAGUCUGUGUCCUUCUUGUUCUUUGCUCUUGGUUGGCUGGGUUCUUAAUUUCUCUAACAGCAAUUAUCAUGGCAAAUCACCAAAACUUCUGUUUGAACAAUGUCAUAAACCAUUAUUACUGUGAUACUGCUCCCAUUAUUAAGCUCUCCUGCUCAGACACAGGCCUUAUAGAGCUGGUUGACUCUAUCUUGGCAGUGCUAACACUUGUAAUAACCUUGGUGCUCGUGAUGCUCUCUUAUAUAAACAUCAUUAGAACAAUUCUCAGAUUUCCUUGUUCACAAAGGAAGAAAGCUUUUUCCACCUGUUCCUCUCACAUGAUUGUCAUCUCCCUCUCUUAUGGAAGCUGCAUCUUCAUGUAUAUCAAGCCCUCAGCAAAAGAUGAUAUUUCCUUCAACAAGGGAGUGGCUGUGCUCAAUACUUCAGUAAGCCCUCUGAUGAAUCCCUUCAUUUACACCCUAAGAAACAAGCAGGUGAUACAAGCCUUCAAAGACCUGGUCCAAAAGAUUGUGGGUCAUUGA